AUGAUCUUAGCAAGUAUUCCAGACAGCUAUUUUAGACCGAGCAAACUCCGCUUUGUGGAGGUAGAAGCAGAUAUAGGAACAGGUCCAGAAGAAGGUAGAGGAGAUACAGAGAUAGCAGGAACAGGAUCAGACAUAGAGCAAACAUUUAUAACCAUAGUACCUCCGUUAACAAGACUGCAUAACGACGCAAGGACAAGCAAAAAAGCGAGCAUAGUCAAAUAG
Dracunculus medinensis (Guinea worm) is the source of this 222-nucleotide messenger RNA. The record is from the annotation of a GenBank genome assembly. Lineage: Eukaryota; Metazoa; Nematoda; Chromadorea; Rhabditida; Dracunculidae.